AUGUGCCAAAAUACUCCCAUCGAGAAGAUUGCUGUUCCUUGCAUGUGGGACGUUGAAGGCAUAACGUCUAUGCCGGUUCCUGGCCGCCGUUGCCCUGCUUGCCUCGAACGUGGGGAUACUGUAUGGGUGAUCCCUGGCAAAUGCUGCCCGCAGUGUGGUACACCGGUCAACUAG
Molecule: messenger RNA, 174 nt
Organism: Dothidotthia symphoricarpi CBS 119687
Lineage: Eukaryota; Fungi; Ascomycota; Dothideomycetes; Pleosporales; Dothidotthiaceae
Exons: 2
Coding region: 1-174 (57 amino acids)
Source: RefSeq, a predicted model, not a curated record